CUUCACUCACGCCCUUCGGCACCCCCUCCUCCAGCAUGGCUCACCCCGUCUCAUCGACAGCUUCAGGAGGCGCUGAUCCCGUCAAGGAUCUCACAGAUGGAGCAAAACAGCUUGCGGUGAACGAGGCCGAGCAACAGCAGCCGCAGCAGCCCAAGAAGGAAAAGGCGGCGCCAAAGGACAAGUCACAACAGCAGCAGCAGCCAAAGGAGAAGAAGGAGAAGAAGGCCAAAGCAGGAGCCGAGGGCGGAUCAAAGAGGGCACUUGAGAUCACGCCUGCCCCAGACUUUUUUGCCUCCCGCAUCGCCCUCUUUGACCGACUCAAGGCUGAGCAGGACGAGAUCAAGGCAAAGAAGCCUCGCAAUGAGAUCACAGUCACGAUGCCCAAUGGCUCAACACGCAAGGCGACAGCAUGGGAGACCUCCCCGCUCGACAUUGCAAAGGAGAUUAGCAAGUCUCUCAGCGAGCGCAUCGUCAUCUCCAAGGUCGACGACCAGCUGUGGGAUCUGCCUCGUCCGCUCGAGGGAGACUGCCGCCUCGAGUUCUUCGACUUCGACACGCCCGAGGGAAAGCGUGUCUUUUGGCAUUCGUCGGCCCAUUUGCUCGGCGAGGCUGCUGAGAGGCACUACGGCUGCCAUCUCUGCAUCGGCCCCCCAAUUGAAGACGGCUUCUACUACGAGAUGGGAAUGGGAAUGAGCGAGGGUAGCACCGUCGUCCCCGAAGACUUCUCUGCGCUUGAGUCGAUUGUCAACUCGGCCAUCAAGGAAAAGCAGACCUUUGAGCGCGUGGUAGUGACUAAGGAGAACCUCCUCGAGAUGUUUGGGUACAACAAGUACAAGAAGCACAUCAUCGAGUCCAAGAUUGCAGACGGCACGUCGACGACGGUUUAUCGUUGCGGUCCCAUGAUCGACCUGUGUGUCGGCCCGCACAUCCCACACGCUGGCCGCAUCAAGGCCUUGUCCAUUCUCAAGGCAUCGGCCUCAUACUUCCUGGGCAACCAGGCCAACGACUCCCUGCAGCGCCUGUAUGGCAUUGCCUUCCCGGACAAGAAGCAGAUGACCGAGUACAAGCAGUUCUUGCUCGAGGCGGCGAAGCGCGAUCAUCGACGUAUUGGAAAGGAUCAGGAACUCUUCUUGUUCCACGAGCUCUCGCCCGGCUCCUGCUUCUGGCUCCCCCACGGCACCCGCAUCUACAAUACGCUCACGGAAUUCAUGCGCAACGAGUAUCGCACGCGCGGCUUCCAAGAGGUCAUCUCGCCCAACAUGUAUCACUCGAAAUUGUGGGAGACGUCAGGCCACUGGGCAAAUUACAAGGACGACAUGUUCACCCUCGGCGUGGACAAGGAACUCUUCGCCCUCAAGCCGAUGAACUGCCCGGGGCACUGCCUCAUGUUUGGCGCACGCGAACGAUCCUACCGCGAGCUUCCACUGCGCUUCGCAGAGUUCGGCGUCAUUCACCGCAAUGAAGCGAGCGGCGCCCUCUCUGGCCUGACCCGAGUGCGUCGCUUCGUCCAAGACGAUGCCCACAUCUUCUGCAUGAUCUCCCAAAUCGAGGACGAGGUCACCUCUGCCUUCCACUUCCUCAACUCCGUCUACGGCAAGUUUGGCUUCCAGUUCAAGUUGGAGCUGUCCACUCGCCCGGAGAAGUAUCUGGGUGAGAUUGAGACGUGGGACCUAGCGGAGAGCAAGUUGCAAGCUGCACUGGACAAGUUUGUUCCCGGCAAGUGGGAGUUGAACCCGGGAGAUGGAGCAUUCUACGGACCCAAGAUCGACAUUACCAUUUCAGACGCGAUGAAGAGGCAAUUCCAGUGUGCGACAAUCCAGCUGGACUUCCAGCUGCCGCAGCGCUUCGGAUUGCACUACAGGGCAAAGAAUAGCGCCACGAACACGGCAGGCAAGAUUGAGGAUGGCGAGGCAGCGGCAGCUCCUGCAUCAGCGCCGGCCGCAGCGGCACCACCAGCGCCAGCACCAGCAGCAGGUGCAGGGCCACCAACACCUGCCGGCGCCAACGCGACCGCCUCCAAAGAGCUCAAUGCCGACUUUGAGCGCCCUGUCAUGAUCCACCGCGCUAUCCUCGGCUCGCUCGAACGCUUCAUCGCCAUUCUCACGGAGCACUUUGCUGGCAAGUGGCCAUUCUGGGUCUCACCUCGUCAAAUCUGCAUCAUCCCCGUCACCCUUUCCUGCUACGAGUACGCCCAAGAAGUUCGCGAUCUCCUCCACUCGCGCGGCUUCUACUGCGACGUAGACCUCGGACCGGACACGUUGCAGAAGAAGAUUCGCAAUGCUGAGAUUGCCCAGUACAACUUCAGCUUCGUGGUGGGCGUGGCGGAAAGGGACUCGAAGAGUGUCAACGUGAGGAAUAGGGACGAGGCGGGGCAAAAGGCGCGUAAUGAUGAGACGGUCGAGUUGGUCAAGGUGGUGGAGUUGCUGGAGAGGUUGAGAGAGGAGAGGAGGUUGGAGAACAAGCUCACUGCAGCGAAGGAGGCCAGCGCUGCUGCCUGAGUGCGACAUGAUAGCAAUGAGAAGUCGUAAGAUUGCAUUGUGCGCAGAUUACCUCUUGCGCUUUCCUCCCGAACCACCACGACCUUCGCCGUCCCUCUUCCUAGCUAGGGCGAGGGCUCCCUCCCCCUUUGACUCGAAUCGAACUGCCUUUCUCGCAUUGACAACAUCCCCCUUGUUGCUGCCGUCUAGACCCUUGAGCAAUGCCAAUUGCCUACCACGCUCCCCCGCCGUAUCAGCCUCAUUGCUCUCAAAGUGACGUCGUUGUCCCUUUGGCCUUGCCUUGUCCUCUCCCUC
Molecule: messenger RNA, 2792 nt
Organism: Jaminaea rosea
Lineage: Eukaryota; Fungi; Basidiomycota; Exobasidiomycetes; Microstromatales
Product: threonyl-tRNA synthetase
Exons: 5
Coding region: 378-2498 (706 amino acids)
Biological process (GO): threonyl-tRNA aminoacylation
Cellular component (GO): cytoplasm
Molecular function (GO): ATP binding; threonine-tRNA ligase activity
Source: RefSeq, a predicted model, not a curated record